This is a messenger RNA of Clonostachys rhizophaga, 216 nucleotides long. The record is from the annotation of a GenBank genome assembly. NCBI's taxonomy places the organism in Eukaryota, Fungi, Ascomycota, Sordariomycetes, Hypocreales, Bionectriaceae.
AUGUCCUGUUUGGUUCCCUCGUUCGCAUUUGAGGUCCAAUGUCAUGUGGACCUGAGGAGUUGUUUCGCUCAAAAGGGCAACUUUUCUCAUCUUGGAUCCGUGCGGUUGAGCCUCACACCGAUCAUCCUCACUGCUAUCUCCAGCCAGUACAAGGCCCUGUUUAAGCGAACCACAGUGUCCCAGAACAUUGACUCUCCAAUCUUCUCUCCGAUUUAA